AUGGCCUUACUAAUUUUCUGGCUAUUGUCGGGAAGCGCGGUUUGUCCUGACCUUUCUGAUCAAAAGCGUCCACGGCGUCUGGGCAAUCUUGCCGAAGUGGUACCUCAAACUCCCACGAGUUUUCGAAGUCGGGAUAUCCCCGACACUUCCCCAGAUAUGGGGUCUGACCCUGGUGACGUCGUCAUCCCACUAGACGUUUCACGUGAUAGUGGACGUCACCGUUCUCAUCGGGAAAAGUCGGUGGUGGGUGGUGACGACCGGGUCGACCGCCGUCCGGCGACUCGUGAUGCUCUUCGAGCCCUUGAGGAUGAGAUCCUUCGUGAUCGGAGCUCCGCUGAGGAUCAUGCUGAAGUAGCAUAUCGCUGUGCGGACGAUCUUGACGAUUUGAAGCACGUCGUAUGCCGGCUGCCUCACCUUGAGGACUACUUCGCCCUGUCGGAGCGAUUCCUAGCCGUGGAGCAGGCGAAUGCGUCGCUGCAUGUGACGGUGGAGCGUUUGGUGCCAUUGGAAAUGCUACGACACGUUCGCGAUGCGAUGGCUGAAAGCCAAGACCUGCAAAAAGAUUAUGCAGAUAAAAAAGGAAGAGGCAAAGUAGAAAGCUUUAAAGUCGGGGUUUUCAUUAAAUUCUAA
This is a messenger RNA of Plasmopara halstedii, 630 nucleotides long. RefSeq lists its product as uncharacterized. Lineage: Eukaryota; Oomycota; Peronosporomycetes; Peronosporales; Peronosporaceae. The record is from RefSeq and is a predicted model, not a curated record. The transcript has a single exon. Bases 1 to 630 code for a protein of 209 amino acids.